Messenger RNA from Thalassophryne amazonica, 7566 nucleotides. Its product is annotated as alsin-like. The record is from RefSeq and is a predicted model, not a curated record. NCBI's taxonomy places the organism in Eukaryota, Metazoa, Chordata, Actinopteri, Batrachoidiformes, Batrachoididae. Bases 343 to 5265 code for a protein of 1640 amino acids. The transcript is spliced from 41 exons.
CUCCGCAGCAACUCAAAACUCUCCGCUUCUGCUGUCAUCAGUCUGUACUGAUUUGGAUUUCAAACACCAGGAUUCAGUGAUUUUGUGAUGACAGUUACAAACGUCUUCCAGUAUUCAUUCAGAUUAUCCGUAUCAAGAUUCUGAGCGGCUUUCCUUUCGAGCUCGAAACAACAUUCAAAGUUGGUGUUUAACAGAACAAGCUGAUGAAUCAAAGUGGUGCCAAAGCAGAAUUUGCCAGCUUUGCCUGCAGAUUUACUCUUGUGAGUGAAAGGAAGAUGGGAACUUUGGAAAAAUGGUCACAAUGAUGCCUUCAGUGUCCUGUGGAAUGGAAAUUCCAGAGUAAUGGCGAACAGAGAGCACAGCUCCGUGGAUGAGCAGGUCCCAGCUCCUCAGGAACGAGGUCUGCUCCACAUCUGGCAGUCAGGGGGUCACAGUGAGCAGUUGUGUCCAGACAGAGUGCUGCUGCCCAAACCUGUGCUGCAGGUCACACUGGGAGAUCAUCAUGGACUCCUGCUGACGCAGGGUGGUCUGGUGUACUCUUUUGGGAUGCAGGCGUGGAGACGAGAUCUGAGCAUCCCCGUCACUGCUCCGUUAUUGGAGGUCUCUCUGCUGGGACGGACUGUGGUCCGCGUUGCUGCAGGCAGCUUCCACUGUGGAGCAGUGAGCGAACAGGGCAGCGUCUUCAUGUGGGGGGACAACUCUGCAGGACAGUGUGGGCUGACCGACAAGGGCACAGCCACACACAUCGCAGAGCCACAUGUUGUCAGCGUGGUGGACAACGAAGUUGUGCCUCCAGCUGUGGUUCGAGUCCUGGAUCUGGCCUGUGGAUGUGAGCAUAGUCUGGCUCUCUCAGCCCAGAAUGAGCUGUGGGCCUGGGGCACUGGUUGCCAGCUUGGCCUGGUCACCAGCACCUUCCCAAUAUGGAAACCACAGAAGGUUGAACACUUGGCAGGUCGAAAUGUGAUCCAAGUGGCAUGUGGUGCUUAUCACAGUCUGGCUCUGGUUCAGAGUUUGCAUCCUCAGAAUGGCAACAUCCAGAAUCCCUCUGAGCAGAAGGUUCCAGGCCCGGUGCCACUUUUCUCAAUAACUCAGAAUGGCGAGCCAUUUGCAGCUGAGGAUUCUCACUACUGUCCACUGGGAGUGGAGCUAACAGACGGGACAUCCACGGAGGCCAGUCCCAGCAGAAGAGGAUCCAGACAGAGUCUUCAGGCUGGCAGAAGGUUAACCGCCAGCAGCAGCCCUGGUUCUGGAGCCGGUCUAUGUUGUCAAGAUAACAGAACUAGUACUAAAAGCACCCACCUCGAGCUGUGUGACCGUGCCGACUCUCAAGCUCAGACUGGCCGCGUUAAAUCCCACCCACGGUCAGGCUGGAGAGCUACAAACCCAACAUUCACCGAUGAGACAGAACUCCAGAACCUCCUCCAGAAACUCUCUGGCUACUCGCUGGAGAUGCAGCAAACCACAGGAACAGCAGACACCAGCUCACUGAGCAGUCACACUUCAGAUGACAGUUUUGUGUCUUCAGUACCAGAAUCCUCCAUGGAUCUGUUUGAAUCCAGUGGUGCCACAUCCAGCUGCUACGGCUCGCCAGCACGCGUGGACGAGGUUCGGAUUUGCCUGGAGGAGAAGCAGAUGGGCCAGAAGAGCUCAAGUCUAACAGAUAUAAACUGGAAGGAGAAUAAAGCAGUUCAGAAAAGACGGUCUUUGCCUGGAACCCCCAUGCAUGGUUCUCCACAGCAGAGGCGUCUGCGUAACUGCAGGUCGUCUUCUGUUGGUCGGGCGUCGAGUGGGUCAUCAGAGCAGGCUGCAGGCGGGCUGCCGUCUCUGGACACAGAGGUGUGGAGCUGGGGCCGCGGGUCCGAGGGACAGCUGGGCCACGGAGAUCAGCUUGCCAGACUCCAGCCUCUGUGUAUUAAGUGUUUGAAAGGUGAGAAAGUGAUCAAAAUCACUGCAGGUUCACAUCAUUCUUUGGCCCUCAGUGCCAAAUGUCAGGUGUAUUCAUGGGGAAGCAAUGUGUGUGGACAGCUCGGCCAUGUCAACAGUCCUGUUACUGUACCACAGCCCCUUCAGCUGUCUGAGGGAGUUCGGGUUUGGGACAUCUCAGCUGGCCAGAGCCACUCCCUCCUCUUGGCUGAUGGAGACUGUGUCCAGCCAAUCCUGUUCUACUGUGGUCGGCAACAGGUGCCACGACCAGGGAUGAGACAGAGUGAGAGCUCACGCCAAGGUCAAAAGUCAUGUCAGAGGUCACCCAAAAGGACAGAGAGUUAUACAGUCAGAGCCAUGCUGCUCCCCGUUUGCAUGGAGAUGGGAUAUAUUAGCAGCGUGUGCAGUGGCGGUGAAACCUGUGCAGUGCUGGCAGACCAGAACGUUCAGGGUUUUAUCUCGGCGAUCCACGAGCUGGCUUCCAGAGAAAGACUCUUCUACUGCUGGUUGAGCAGCACCAAGAAACUCCUUCUCACUCCACUAAGCAGCAGAGAGAGUGUGAGUCCAUCAUUCGGUGAGCCGUGCUGUCAUCUGUUCUCCAAUCUCUGUGAGAGUUUUGGUCGCAUGACUGUUCUGAUUGGUCAACAUUCCACAUCGCUCAGCAACUUCCUGCAUAAUAUCCAGGGCUGUGAUGUCACAUCCCUUCCUCUGGUGACCCACACGGAACACUUCCUGGAUGUUUAUAAAGAGUAUUGUUCUUCAGUGGGUAACUUUGAGGUGAUGGGUGGAUUUCAGUCUCUCCAAAAGGUUUCAGAUGAGGUUUUGGGUGCACAGCAGACCUGGUUAGCUCAGCUGUGUGCAUCAGAGCAGCGUGGCGGCGGCGGUGAUGAUCUGGUUUCGUUGUUCUACUGGCCCCUGCAGCAGCUACACCAGUACAGCCGAGUCCUGCUCAAGCUGGCGGUUUGCUAUGAUGUGCUAACCGCAGAUUACCAGUUCCUCUAUCAUGGGUACUGUCAUUAUGAGUCAUUGUCUUUGUCCCUGUUGAGAAAAAAGAAGGAAGCUGAAACCACAUUAAUCUUCUGGAAGACCCACUCUGGAAAACAUGCUGAGCUCUUGCGCCUCCCAGAGCGUCGAGUGGUUUGUGAAAGCAGCAACAGAUCUCUGACUCUGCAGAAUGCUGGCCGGUUUUCCAACCAUUGGUUCAUAUUGUUCAAUGACUCACUGGUGCACACGCAGGGAACCAUUCCCUCUCAGAACUUUUUCUCCACACAUCACGUUUAUCCACUUCCCUGUCUGUGGGUGAAACCCGUCACUGAAAACAGCAGCGGACUCUAUGCCAUCAAAAUUACUUGUCCAGAGGAGAGUUUCACCCUGGUGGCAUCAACACCGCAGGAGAAGAACAAGUGGCUGCAUUCUCUGAACCAGGCAGUUGACCAAGUGUUGGGCGGAGGAGGUCAGGGGUCAUCACCGGGACUAACGGCGCUGUCACGCACAGCCGCCUAUACGUUCACCGGAGAGGGACGAUUCAAAGGUGCCCAGUACACUGGGGGCUGGCUUGCCGGACAAGUUAAUGGCAGAGGAACUAUGAAGUGGCCGGAUGGACGUAGCUACAGUGGGAAUUUUAAGAAUGGCUUGGAGGAUGGGUAUGGAGAGUGCACGAUGCCUAACAAAGUCUCCAAUAAGACAGAAACCUACAUGGGACACUGGAGAGAAGGCAAGAUCCAUGGUUUCGGAAAAUACAAGUAUGCUUCUGGUGAGGUCUAUGAAGGCAACUUCUGCGAUGGCCUGCGACAUGGUUAUGGCAUGCUAAGCUCCGGUACGAUGACCAGAACGUCCUCCAGUGUUUUCAUUGGCCAGUGGGUCCAAGACAGGAAGAGCGGAUAUGGAAUCUACGAUGACAUCACAAGAGGUGAGAAGUACAUGGGACUGUGGCUGGAUGACCAGCGGCACGGCAGCGCUGUGGUGGUCACACAGUAUGGUGUGUACUACGAGGGCACCUUCAGAGACAACAAGAUGACAGGUGCAGGUCUGUUGCUGUCAGAUGAUGACACCACAUUUCACGGCGAGUUUUGUGAUGACUGGACCGUGAACGGGAAGGGUGCUUUGUCUCUAGCUAACGGUGACUCUUUAGAGGGCGUAUUCAGUGGGGAGUGGGCGAGCGGGCUGAAGGUGAUCGGAACCUACACUAAACCGAGCCUGGACGAGGUGGACAGCAAAGACACAAACGUCAUGUUCAGGUUGGGUCAGUAUCUGGUGCCUGCGGGUCAGAGAUGGAGCUGUGUGUUUGAGGAGUGCUGGAGUCGACUGGGCUGCAGUGGCCCCGGGAGAGGAGAGAGGACGGUCGCCUGGGAGAAAAUCGCCGUUACCAUCACAGCCACACGACGACACUGCCCAGAGCUCAGUCGGUCUCAGAGGAAAGUUUUGGAGAGUUUGGAGAUUAUUCCUCAGCACGAAGCGCCAGUUACCACAUCAAACUACAACAUCAUACGACGAUACCUCACCAAGGCGUGUGAGACACCCUUCCAUCCUCUGGGCUGGCUGGUGGAGACACUGGUGACAGUCUACAGGAUGACCUACGUGGGCGUAGGAUCCAACCGCAGGCUACUCACACAGGCCGUCCUUGAGAUCAAGGCCUACCUCACACAUUUAUACAGCAUCGUCAGGUUUCUGUUUCCAGGGUUACCAGAUGAGGGCGGUAUCAUUCCAGAUACUCCUGUUUGUCCGUCCUCAUGCACCCAAAAUCUGAACGUUAACACAGCAAAACAAAGCAGCAUUCCUGUCAUUAGCUGCUCCUCUUUGCUCCUCCCUCUGCUGCUCCCUCGACUCUAUCCUCCUCUUUUCACACUGUACUGCCUGCGGGAAGAGCAGGACGAGGCGCAGUACUGGGAACACAUCCUGAGGCUCAACAAGCAGCCCGAUCAGUCGCUCCUCACUUUCCUGGGAGUACAGGAGAGGUUCUGGCCAGUGUCCAUGUCCAUUCUGGGAGAGAAAAAACAGAUUGUGUCCAGCAGUAGAGACUCCUGCUUUGCGUCUGCCGUGGAGACGCUGCAGCAGAUCAGUACGACCUUCACGCCGUCAGACAAACUCCUGGUCAUCCAGAGAACCUUCAAGGAGUUGACACAGGAAGUGAAAUGUUUGCUGGAUGAUAUCCUGUGGAGUCUUGAUGACCUGCUGCCCGUCUUCCUGUAUGUGGUGCUGAGAGCGAGGAUCAGGAAUCUGGGAGCUGAAGUGAGUCUGAUUGAAGAUUUGAUGGAUCCAAACCUUCAGCACGGAGAGCUGGGGAUGAUGUUCACCACACUCAAGGCGUGUUACGUUCAGAUCCAGCAGGAGUCGACCACGUAGCAUGAAGACGUUCCACGGUCAGCGUUGGCGUGUGCUAUGAAACAUCACACGUGAGGUUCGGCUGCAGAAGAACCAGACAGAGUAAGUCAGCAGUUUUGUGCCGGAGCUGAGUGCAGAGCCACAAACACUCAACAGAGUGAUGAGGGGCCGUGCACAGCCAGACGCCUCGUGCACGCCAGGUCUGUGCCUGUGACAACAGCAGCUCCGCUCACAGAGUCUGAAGACAUCCAAAAACACUUUGUUGGAUUUAAAGGUUGGUGUUUGCGUCAGCAGCAAAAGCACAAACCAAAAUAUUUACAUCUUUUUUUGUAGAAAAUCACUUCACGACUGUCAAACAUUCAUUUUAUAUUCACAUCAGAUGUAAUUCACAGAAAAUGGUUACUGUCUAUGAAAUAAUUUGCUGACAGUGGUACACACUCACACUGAAGUAUUUUCAGCUGAAGUGUGGAGUUUUUUGAGUUCUCAUCCAGCGUCUGGUCAGAUUUCACUCACACUGGAUCUGUGACCAGUGAUGAUGAUGAUGAUGAUAUUAAUAUUAUUAUCGUCCUAUAACCACAUUUUACGCUCUCACUGUUUUCACUCUCACGUCACGUGUGUUUGUGUUCACGUGUAAAAACGUCGGGAUUAUUGAGGUCAUUGGUGGAUUUCACAGCAUCAGAUGUAUUUUUAUUUCACACCUCGGCAGAGUUCAUCGGAAACAUUUAAUGACAGUUGCAUUAUCCGGUGACGUUUGUGCACCGCAGUGACGGUAGUGCAGCGUUUUUAUUUGUGUAUAUUUUAAAGGUUCUUUAUAAUGAAUGAAACCUGUUUCUGUUCUUAUAUUAGUGCAGCAGGUAAAUGCAUAGAUCAUAAGAAACUUUCAUUUUGUGGUACAAGCACCUAAUUUGGCACACUACGUUUUUGCUAAAAAGCUGUUAGCCACUUCAAUUUUCAAGAUGCCGCACAUUUUGUUCAAGAUUUUGCCCAAGAAUUUUUGUCACAUUUGCAAAAUCUUGGUUCAUUUCUGUGUUAUACCUGUUAAAUAUUGGACUGUGGACUAUGGGGGGGGGGGGGGGGGUUGAAAUUGACUUUAGCCAAUAUGUUAAUGCUUUUUAGAUGGAUUUUCUAUGUUUUUGAUCAGUGUACGUGCAUGCUGUAGAAUGUGUGAUGGUGUUUUGGGGUGUCAGGCUUUAGUUGUACAUGAAAAUUCAGUAGGGUAUAUCUUCUAUUAUACACACCAAUUCUAAGGUAGAACUCUACUAGUGUAAAUGUAGUACUUGUACUUUUAAAGUCAGCCACGUGCUUUGGAUGGACACCAGUCCUCACUGCUUAUCUAACUCUUACCUAAGGGUCCAAGUAGUUGUUUGUGUUCAGAGAUGGCCACAAACCAGUAAGAAGAAGACAGAGAGGUUCUCUGGGAUGGAGUUUGUUUUGCUCCCAAAUCAGUGCAUGAAGACUGGAAACGUCCAGAACAGACUGUUGAGCAGCUGAAACAAUGACUUCAACAUUAUCCCCCCAAAAUUAAAAUUUCAUGUGGCUAACAGCUUUUCAGAAGUAUUUAUACUGAUGUUGAUGGUUCUACUGUAAUUUAGAGUUUAAUCUUGACAUCCGGUGUUAAACUUGUGCCAAAUCAACAUGCAGGUCCAACUCAGAUCUGCUGUGGCCACCCUGAGGUGAAACAAGGGAGCAGCCAAAUGGUUUCUCCACAUAUUAUUGACACCGCAACAUGAUUCUACAGUACAGAUGUGAAACAUAAAAGUUCUUUUUUUUUUUUUUUUUUUCCCCAAACGGAGGCUCGAGAAGCCGACAGAACCAACAUGUUGCACACUGGUCAAAAGACAUUUUAGCACUUUAGUUGGACUCAGCAGAUUAAGACAAGCACUUGCGUUACUUUAAUUCAGGAAGAUGUUUAACGGGAAAGUGUUCCUCAAACACUUAUCAAAAACAAAUCAAUGUUACUUAUAAAAGGAAAAUUCUGCUCCUCUAUCAAACUUAUCAACUCAGUUGAUAGUGACAGUGAGUACAGAUGGUUUAAAUUCUUUAUUUAAAUGAAUUAUUUAUGUUUAAAUCUGGAGAGGUGGGGGGCACGACUUGAUGGGGAAUGUUGUUGGUUUUUUGUUUUUGCAUCAGUUGGUUGGGAGAAAUUUGAAAGAAUUUCACAUUCAGCUGCAUCAUAAUCAUGUUGGGAAAAAGACCAGAGAAGGAAACGUGCAUGAAAUGGAUAAACUGUAUGUCAAACACAUUAAAUGCAUUAACUCUGUGCAGCAGCCAAACAGACGUCAAAACUGUCCUUUAAAUUAAAAAAAGUACCCCCCCCCCCCC